UGCACCAGUCAGGACCAGGAGGACCCAGAGCCCCCAUGGAUUAAAGAGGAACAGGAGGAACUCUGCACCAGUCAGGAGGACGAGCAGCUCGUACUGAAGCAGGAGAAGGACACGUUUAUGGUGACUUCUACUUAUGAGGAAAGUGACCACAGUGAACCAGAACCAAACAGUGACCGGCUUUUCUCUCACAUUUCUCCUUUUGUUGAGAGCCGAGAUCAGGCAGGAAGUAAGCAUGUGGAGUCAGGAUUAUCCAGAAAUUCAGAGCUGGAGCAAAAGAAAAGACAUAACAGAAACAGCAAUUACAAAAACACUGUCGACGUCUCAUCCAUGUCAGAGAGUCACUGUGAUACUGACACAGAGAAAAAGACUGUAAUAUGUGACGUCUGUGGAAAAGCCUUUAAAGAUAAGUCCAAUUUAAAGAGACAUUACAGAAUCCACGCAGGUGAGAAACCAUUUGCUUGCAAAACAUGUGGGAAAAGUUUCAGUCAAAGUAAUCAUUUGAAAGUCCAUGUGAGAAUCCAUACAGGUGAAAAGCCAUACCUCUGUAACAGCUGCGGGAAUAGAUUUAGUGACCAUACAGCAUUAAAAAGACAUACAGCAAUCCACACAGGUGAGAUGUAUGCUUGUGAAACAUGCGGUAAAAGUUUCAGUGGCAGCGGUCCUCUGAAAGUCCACAUGAGGAUACACACGGGUGAAAAGAAGUACCUUUGUAACACCUGUGGAAAAAGGUUUAGCGACCUUUCAGCACUGAAACGGCAUACAGCAAUUCACACGGGUGUAAAGCCGUACCUUUGUAACACCUGUGGAAAACAUUUUAGUGACGUUUCAACAUUUAACAGGCAUACAGCAAUCCACACAGGUGAGAAGCCAUACCUUUGUAACACAUGUGGGAGAAGAUUUCAUACGUUAUCACACAUUAUGCGUCACAUGGCAAUCCACACAGGUGAGAAGCCGUAUUCUUGCAACAUAUGUGGGAAAUGUUUCAGUCAAAGUGGUAAUUUGAAAGUCCACAUUAGAAUCCACACAGGUGAGAUGUCAUCAUCCUGAAACAUCUGUAGGAAAAAAUAAUCUGAGAACUAAGCUUGAAACAUUAAGAAGUGGUUCAGGUUAAAAGUAGAUCUUUGAGAUCAGAAAUUCUACCUGCUGGUGCUGUACGACCAGCAUGCUACAAAAAUACUAUACAGGGAUUGGAGGGACUCUGAGUCUCCAUCGAAGUGCUGAUGGAUGAGAAGACAGCAAAAUACAGGCUGUCAGAGUCAGUCACUGUUGUGUUUGAAAAUUUGUGGAAAUUUGUGAGCAGUUUGACGAUUUGACCAGAUGGUGGAGAAGGGCUGCAUCCAUCUGACGCUCAAAGAAACAGCUGGAAGCAGCCAGUCAGAUAAAUGCUACGUUUUAAACUCCUUCAUUUAAGAAUAAAUGUGAAAUGUAGAAGGUGCUUUUGUUUCUUAAUUUUUUUUCAGAGUAUUGUUUUGUUUGAAAUAACACUAAGGUAUUUUUAUCACUUGAUAGUUGACAAGUUUUUGUUCUUUUGUUCAUAAUCACUUUAAUAUAUGUGCUGCUAGUUCGACUUGUAGCGCUUACUGCUUACUGACUGGAAACACUUUUAAUCUUUAUACUACUGUUUACUGUUAUGCACUAAAACAGCACAAAGUCAGAUUUCUUGUAUGUGAAAAUGUACUUGACAAUAAAACCUUUCGUAUUCUUA
Messenger RNA from Stegastes partitus (bicolor damselfish), 1705 nucleotides. Its product is annotated as zinc finger protein 239-like. The transcript has a single exon. The record is from RefSeq and is a predicted model, not a curated record. Lineage: Eukaryota; Metazoa; Chordata; Actinopteri; Pomacentridae. The annotation marks the transcript as partial.